Messenger RNA from Chaetomium globosum CBS 148.51, 303 nucleotides. RefSeq lists its product as uncharacterized. Lineage: Eukaryota; Fungi; Ascomycota; Sordariomycetes; Sordariales; Chaetomiaceae. The transcript is spliced from 2 exons. The record is from RefSeq and is a predicted model, not a curated record. Gene Ontology annotation, molecular function: acetyltransferase activity. Bases 1 to 303 code for a protein of 100 amino acids.
AUGGAUCCAAACAACGUUGAUUUAGUCGAGAACCGUCGCCGCAUGCUCGCCGGUGAGCUGUACUACGCCUUCACUUCCGAUCUUAUAGCCGACCGCCUCCGGUGCAAGGUAGCCUGCAAUGCUUUCAACACACAGGAUGGUGCCGGGGCUCCGCGACGAAAGCUGGUAGAGUUGUGGAAAGACAUCGUCCGCGACGAAACACCCCUCCCACCGCCGGGCAGCGCCGAAGAGGAAGCAGCCCUCGCAAGCUACCCCUGGGUCGACAGCCCCAUCAAGUUCGACUACGGCACCCAGUGCACGUAA